ACAACCUCUACCACCACAUCAUAUGUGAGAGACAGCCACGAGUCUCUUCUUUUUCAACACACCGUGUCGGCAAAAGCCUCUCGUCACUUCUCUCUGACGCUUGUCGUCACUCCUUUUAAAUUAUUUUAAAGUUAUUGAACCGAACCGAAACGAAACGGUGCGUUUUGUAACUCACCGUCGCCGGGAAAAAGAACAUGAGGAAGGAAGUUUUGCCGCCGGUGCUAUCAACCACCACAGUGUGUUUCGAGAAGAAGCCAUUAAUUGCUACAUUACUAGCUCUCUCUCUCGUCAUGAUUAUCUGGAACCUUCCUCCUUACUACCACAACCUCAUCUCCACCGCUCGUCCCUGCUCCGCCGUCACCACCACCACCACCACCAUACUUUCCUCAUCGAACUUCACAGCGGCGGCGAAUUUCACCACCUCUCUCUCAACCACAACUGCUGCUGCUUCUCAGAAGUACGAUUCAACUCCCUCAGAUCCGAACAAACGCGUUUUCCAAGCGUUCGGAAACGCGGCGGCGUUAUUCGUACUAAUGGGAGCUUACCGCGGCGGUCCAGCGACGUUUUCCGUUAUCGGACUCGCGUCAAAACCAAUCCACGUUUUCGGGAAGCCAUGGUACAAGUGUGAGUGGAUAUCUAACAAUGGAACUUCGAUUCGAGCUAAAGCACAGAAGAUUUUACCAGAUUGGGGCUAUGGACGAGUCUACACCGUCGUCGUCGUCAAUUGCACUUUCAAUUCAAACCCUAACUCCGAUAACACCGGAGGUAAACUCAUUCUCAACGCUUACUACAACGAAUCUCCGAAACUCUUUGAACGAUUCACUACUUUAGAGGAAUCAGCUGGAAUCUACGACGAAUCGAAAUACUCGCCGCCGUAUCAGUACGAUUACCUCUACUGUGGCUCGUCUCUGUACGGAAACGUGAGCUCGUCGCGUAUGAGAGAGUGGAUGGCUUACCACGCUUGGUUCUUUGGUGACAAAUCGCAUUUUGUUUUCCACGAUGCUGGUGGAGUGUCGCCGGAAGUUAGGAAGGUUCUUGAGCCUUGGAUUCGAGCCGGGAGGGUCACGGUUCAGAAUAUUAGGGAUCAGUCGCAGUAUGAUGGUUACUACUAUAAUCAGUUUCUUAUUGUUAAUGAUUGUUUGCAUCGGUAUCGAUAUGCUGCGAAUUGGACCUUCUUCUUUGAUGUUGAUGAGUACAUAUAUCUGCCGCAUGGGAAUACACUUGAAUCUGUGCUCGACGAGUUCUCGGUUAACACGCAGUUUACGAUUGAGCAGAAUCCAAUGUCUAGUGUUCUUUGCUUAAAUGACUCCUCUCAAGAUUAUCCCAGGCAAUGGGGAUUUGAGAAGUUGGUGUUUAAGGAUUCAAGAACAAACAUACGACGUGAUAGGAAAUAUGCGAUCCAAGCGAAGAAUGCAUUUGCGACAGGAGUUCACAUGUCUGAAAACAUAGUAGGCAAAACACUACACAAGACAGAGACAAAGAUCCGUUAUUACCAUUACCACAACACCAUAACUGUGCAUGAGGAGCUUUGCAGAGAGAUGUUACCAAAUUCAGCCAAGAAGAAGGUGACAUUGUACAAUAAGCUUCCGUAUGUGUAUGAUGACAACAUGAAGAAGCUAGUGAAGACGAUUAAAGAGUUUGAGCAGAAAAAACUUGGGACCGAUGUGAAGAAUUUCUCAUGACCAGAAUAUAACUGUAAUCUCUCUGAUAAGCAUUUUGUCUAUAAAGGUAUAGUUGUUUCUGUUUACUUGUAUCAUUUUUCGUUCUGUUUUACUAUUUCAUUAAUGACUUUAAUCAAUAUUUUUUUAAUUAGUUGUGUUUUCUUUUGUUGUGUAUUGAACUAAAUAGAAAUCAGAGUUAAUCAAGACUUUGGACAUCA
This is a messenger RNA of Arabidopsis lyrata subsp. lyrata, 1879 nucleotides long. Its product is annotated as galactan beta-1,4-galactosyltransferase GALS1. Lineage: Eukaryota; Viridiplantae; Streptophyta; Magnoliopsida; Brassicales; Brassicaceae. Bases 195 to 1682 code for a protein of 495 amino acids. The transcript has 2 exons. The record is from RefSeq and is a predicted model, not a curated record.